This is a messenger RNA of Hyaloscypha bicolor E, 943 nucleotides long. RefSeq lists its product as uncharacterized. Lineage: Eukaryota; Fungi; Ascomycota; Leotiomycetes; Helotiales; Hyaloscyphaceae. The record is from RefSeq and is a predicted model, not a curated record. The transcript has a single exon. The coding region runs from base 112 to 615 and encodes 167 amino acids.
CUUGUGCACCUCCUUUUCGGUACCUCCAUCUCAGCCCUAACCCAAAAAUAAAACAUCGCGAUUGCCCAGUCCAGAGGCUUCGCCACCCUGUCAUCAAAUCGCACGGCCCUCAUGCUCAGCCACAUCUGGAACGGCACUGCCAUGGAGUUCCCUUUCAGGCUGUUGAAGUAUCCCAACGUAUCAAAUUGGCCUGCAAGCUACUUCGGCAGGCAUACGGAGUAUAAUGCGCGGAAGCCUCAGGGGCCUGGCCCCAAGCCCCUACCCGCGCGAUUCAGCAUUAUUGCUGGCUGUUUGGAAGGCCUUCAUUUGUCCGGGUCCGAUUCCCAAACCAACGAUUCGCUGUUUGAGGACCUCGUGGAACUCGAGCGCCAGCCGGCCAGGCCCACACAUCACCCACUUCCAGUCUCCCACGCCAAUCAUCCAUUUAUGCCCUUUUAUUUCAGGCAUCGCAAAUGCAGCUACAGUCAGCGUACACAAGGCGCAUAUCCUCACCGCUCUACACGGCCCCUUCAAAGUCAAAGUCCCCUCGGUCUGAACUUUGAUACCCCACAUUUUGCCCCCCUCCACAAUUGUGAUUACGAUUGUGAUGGUGAUAAGCUAUCACAAGACGCUUGACUCUUUGAAGCCAAAGAAGUGGGGCACGAGAAAUACCCCUCCCCCUUUUCAUCAGAUUCGCGUAUUUCCUGCAAACAUCAAAAGCAGUCUUAGUUCGUAAUCCGUGUUUCGGCAGGAUGGAAACCUGAGAAUUCUCAUGGAAUGUCUUCCUUCUAAAAUAUUGAAGGCUCAGAUUAGAUUCGGGGGCUCGUCGUUGCGCAUUGUGAAGGAACUUUCCUCUAAAAUGUGGACUGACUUUCAGCCGACUUACUGUCCCAUCACGCCCUUUCAUGAACUACAUGGCUUGGGGUAUAUUUCAUCGUCACACCACGGCUUUCACGCAUUUAAA